UAUUGUUUUGAAGUGUGCGAAGGAGAGAGCGAGAGCGCAGAGCAAUGCUGGGCAAGGGUUUCAAAUCUUCGAAAUGCAAAACGCUCCUCAAGCUUGCGACGUCUCGGAUCAAGCUCUUGAGGAACAAGAGGGACAUCCAGGUGAAGCAAAUGCGGCGCGACAUUGCACAGAUGUUGGGGACUGGCCAGGAACCUAGCGCUCGCAUCCGGGUAGAGCAUGUUAUCAGAGAGCAAAACAUCAUGGACGCGUAUGAUAUGGUGGAGCUUUUCGCUGAGCUCAUUGUAGUGCGUUUGCCAGUGAUCGAUGGCCAGAAGACAUGUCCGGCCGACUUGAAGGAAUCCAUCGCAAGUUUGAUCUUUGCAGCAGCAAGGUGUGCUGAUCUACCCGAGCUCGCUGAUAUAAAAUCGUGUUUUGCUCUCAAGUACGGGAAGGAGUUUGUUGCUGCUGCUGCUGAGCUGAGGCCGACUUGUGGUGUUAGCCGGAGGAUAAUCGAGAAAAUGUCCGUCCGAGCUCCGUCCGGAGAGACGAAACUAAAGGUGCUCAAAGAAAUAGCUACGGAAUAUGGUGUGGUCUGGGACCCCAGGGACACUGAGGCCGACCUUCUAAGCCAGCCCGAGGACCUUCUCGAUGGUCCUCACAAGUUCCAGUCGGCCACCGAGAUGCCUCGGCCUCGCUCCGAUCCUCCUCCAAAGCCUGUCAUGAACACCAAAGCUUCGACAUUCACCAAUUCUUCCAUGUUUGUCAACUCAAGAGCGUCGAUAACUCCGCGCAGUUCGUUUCCUCAGGAGAACCACGCUCACUCCACCAUGAACGGUCCGGGCACUCCAGCUUACAAGGACGUCGCCGCCGCGGCUCAAGCGGCGGCGGACUCGGCCGAGCAAGCUGCUGCUGCUGCCCGAGCCGUGGCAAAUCUGGCAACGAGACAGGUGCUCCAGGGACUCUCGGAGCAAAUCCUGAACACGGUGCCGUGUGACGAAGAAACUAGCCCAAGAUCAUACAAGCUCCGUGACUACUUGUCUGGUGCCGCCAACGAGGUCGAUGACUCGCCAGUUUCCAGCUUCAAUGGUCGCACCAGGCAUUCCCACAGCGAGCUUUUCCGUGAUCACGGCGGCUCCAGCCCGGACGAUCACGACGAUCUGACUGCUCGCUUCCAAGCGCUCAAAUCUAGACGCUGCUGAUCAGUUGGUUUUAAGCUAAAGGUGAUAGAUGUUUCAACUGGUGUAAGCUAAAAGGUAAUUUGAAGAUAUCUGCUUAUAUGAA
Messenger RNA from Selaginella moellendorffii, 1260 nucleotides. Its product is annotated as IST1-like protein. The record is from RefSeq and is a predicted model, not a curated record. Gene Ontology annotation, biological process: protein transport. NCBI's taxonomy places the organism in Eukaryota, Viridiplantae, Streptophyta, Lycopodiopsida, Selaginellales, Selaginellaceae. Bases 45 to 1178 code for a protein of 377 amino acids. The transcript is spliced from 6 exons.